AUGGGAUUUGCCCCCUCUGUUCAUUCCCCUCCCUGCACCCUUUUGGACCGCCUGCAGAUCGAACGUGUUUUGGUCCCACACCCCGUACCACCAGCUUCUUCUUUCUCCUCUAGCUUUCCAGAGUGCCCAGAAAGGUUGGUGGCCAUAUGGGAGAAGCUGCUGGAAUGGGAGCUGCUGGAGCGUUGCGUCCCAGUGACGGCUCGCGAAAUCACUGAGGAGGAGAUCCUUUUGGCUCACAGUCAGGAGUACCUGGCCCUAAUGAAAUCCACCGAAACGAUGAGCGAGGCUGAGCUGAGGUCUCUGUCGGACACCUAUGAUUCCGUCUACCUUCACCCGAACUCCUACCGCUGUGCCUGCCUCGCUGCUGGUUCCGUCCUGCAACUCGUAGAGAAAGUGCUGACUGGGGAGCUCCGGAAUGGGCUGGCAUUGGUCAGGCCGCCUGGACACCACGCCCAGCACGACAAGAUGGAUGGCUACUGUAUGUUCAACAACGUGGGCAUCGCGGCCCAAUACGCCCGGCAGAAGUUGGGGGCGGAGCGGGUGCUUAUUGUGGACUGGGAUGUACAUCACGGACAAGGGACCCAGUAUCUUUUUGAGGACAAUCCCAGCGUCCUUUAUUUCUCCGUCCACCGCUACGAAGAAGGCAGCUUCUGGCCCCACCUCCCAGAAUCCAACAGCGACGCCGUGGGCAGAGGCCGGGGAGAGGGCUACAACAUCAACGUGGCCUGGAACCAGACAGGAAUGCGAGACGCUGACUACCUCUCUGCCUUUUUGCACAUCCUCCUGCCCGUCGCCUUCAAGUUCCAGCCCCAGCUGGUCCUGGUGGCUGCUGGUUUCGACUCGGUCAUCGGUGACCCCAAGGGGGAGAUGGCUGCUUCCCCAGCAUGCUUUGCACACCUGACGCAUCUGUUGAUGUCGCUGGCCGGGGGCAAGCUGGUUCUCUCUCUGGAGGGCGGGUACAAUCUCCAGUCCUUGGCGGAGGGAGCCUGCAUGGCCCUGAAGACUCUGCUUGGAGACCCCUGCCCCCUGCUGGAACCUCCCCAUGUCCCAUGUAGCAGCGGCCUCCGUUCAGUGUCCCAGACACUGGCCGCUCACUGCAAGUACUGGAAGAGCCUCCGGAGGACCGGUGCCGACUUGCCUCAGGAGGGUGGCGAAGAUGCUGGUGCCACUCUGCCUGCAUCCACCCCCCCGCCGGUGCCGGAAACCCUGCCCAGACCAGAAGCUGAACCCGUGAGACCCCUGCCCCCUUCCCGCACCGGGCUGGUCUAUGACGAGAAGAUGACGCAGCACUACAACAUGUGGGACAGCCCGGCGUACGUGGAGGCGGUGAAGUCCACGGCCACCAUGAAGCCCCGUGACCUGCACCGCCACGGCAACCAGUACAAUUCCAUCUACAUCUGUGCCAGCUCCUAUGAGUGCGCCCGACUGGCAGCCGGUUCUGCAUUCAGCGCAGUGGAAGCGGUGCUUUCCGGGAAGGUCCAGAAUGCUGUGGCCAUCGUCCGACCACCCGGGCACCAUGCUGAAUCGGACACGGCCUGCGGCUUCUGUUUCUUCAACUCGGUAGCCUUGGCAGCCCGAUACGCACAACGCUUGGCUGGACGGCCCAUGAG
This is a messenger RNA of Gekko japonicus, 1610 nucleotides long. RefSeq names its product histone deacetylase 6-like. Gene Ontology annotation, biological process: chromatin organization. The record is from RefSeq and is a predicted model, not a curated record. Gene Ontology annotation, molecular function: histone deacetylase activity. The transcript has 15 exons. The annotation marks the transcript as partial. Lineage: Eukaryota; Metazoa; Chordata; Lepidosauria; Squamata; Gekkonidae. Gene Ontology annotation, cellular component: histone deacetylase complex.